AUGGCGGAGCCACGGAAGCCCUGGAGCUGCACAGAGCUGCCACUGCUUGUGCUGCUGGGGACAUUGUGCGCUCAGGGAGCCGGGCAGAUCCGCUACUCCGUCCCCGAAGAGCUGGAAAAAGGCGCCCUGGUGGGCGACAUCGCCAAGGACCUGGGGCUGGAAUCGCAGGAGCUGGUGGAGCGCGGAGUCCGCAUCAUCUCCCGAGGUAGGGCGCAGCUGUUCGCUCUGAACGCGCGCAGCGGCAGCUUGGUCACGGCGGGCAGGAUAGACCGCGAGGAGCUUUGUGCCCAGAGCCUGCGGUGUGUGGUGAGCUUCAACGUAUUGGUGGAAAAUAAAAUGAAAAUUUAUGGAGUGGAGGUAGAAAUAAUGGAUAUCAAUGAUAACUUUCCGCGAUUCCGGGAUGAGGAAUUAAAAGUAAAAAUCAAUGAAAAUGCGGCUGUGGGGACGCGGUUGGUGCUUCCCUUUGCGCGGGAUGCGGAUGUGGGCGUGAACUCGCUCCACAGUUACCAGCUCAGCUCCAAUCUGUACUUCUCUUUGAACGUGAAAACCGGAAAUGAUGGCGAGAAAUACCCGGAGCUGGUGCUGGAACAGCCCCUGGACCGCGAAAAAGAAGCUGUUUACAGCCUCCUGCUUACUGCCUUGGAUGGUGGAGAGCCCACACUGUCUAGCACCGCGCACAUCCUCGUGGAGAUCCUCGACGCAAACGACAACGCGCCCCUGUUCCCUCGAUCUGAGUACAGAGUGAGUGUGCCGGAAAAUGUCCCCGUGGGCACUCAGCUCCUCACGCUGACCGCUACGGACCCAGACGAAGGGAUAAACGGAAAACUAGCCUACACUUUCCGCAAUGAGGAAGACAAAAUUGCAGAGACUUUCCAUCUUGAUCCCAACACGGGGGAAAUCUCGACUUUGCAACCCCUGGAUUAUGAAAAAACCAGUUUCUACCGCAUGGAAGUGGUAGCCCAGGAUGGAGGCGCCCUUCUGACCAGCGCCAAAGUGCUGAUCACAGUCCAAGACGUGAAUGACAAUGUCCCCGAAGUGAUCCUCACCUCUCUCACCAGUUCUGUGGCUGAGGACUGCCUUCCUGGGACCUUGAUCGCACUGUUCAGUGUGCAUGAUGCUGAUUCUGCAGAGAAUGGUGAAAUUGAAUGCUCUGUCCCCAGCAACCUGCCUUUUAAACUCGAAAAGUCCAUUGAUAAUUACUAUCACCUGCUAACCACAAGCGCCCUGGACAGGGAGGAGACUUCAGAUUACAAUAUCACAGUAACCGUCAAGGACCAUGGAACUCCUGCUUUGUCUACAGAAAAUCACAUCUUCCUGAAAGUCCGUGAUGUGAAUGACAAUCCACCCACUUUCACUCAUGCCUCCUACUACACCUCCCUCCUGGAAAACAACCCCAGGGGUGUCUCCAUCUUCUCCGUGACAGCUCAUGACCCAGACAGUGGUGACAAUGCCCAAGUCACCUACUCCCUGGCUGAAUAUACAUUUCAGGGAGCGCCUCUGUCCUCCUACAUCUCCAUCAACACUGACACUGGCGUCCUGUAUGCACUGCGCUCCUUCGACUAUGAGCAGUUCCGAGACCUGCAGCUCUGGGUGACAGCCAGUGACAGUGGGGACCCACCUCUCAGCAGCAAUGUCUCCUUCACCCUCUUUGUGCUGGACCAGAAUGAUAAUGCCCCCGAGAUCCUCUACCCCACCCUCCCCACCGAUGGAUCCACAGGCGUGGAGCUGGCACCCCGCUCUGCAGAACCUGGCUACCUGGUGACCAAGGUGGUGGCAGUGGACAGGGACUCUGGCCAGAAUGCCUGGCUGUCCUACCGGCUGCUCAAGGCCAGCGAGCCAGGGCUGUUCUCUGUGGGGCUGCACACGGGCGAGGUGCGCACAGCACGGGCCCUGCUGGACAGAGAUGCACUGAAGCAGAGCCUGGUGGUAGCCGUCCAGGACCACGGGCAGCCGCCUCUCUCGGCCACUGUUACACUCACAGUGGCCGUGGCCGACAGCAUCCCCGCAGUGCUGGCUGACCUGGGCAGCCUGAAGCCUUCAGUGGAAGCUGAUGAGGCAGACCUGACUCUGUACCUGGUGGUGGCAGUGGCCACAGUGUCGUGUGUCUUCCUGGCCUUUGUGAUUGUGCUGCUGGCACUCAGGCUGAGGCGCUGGCACCACUCCCGCCUUCUGCAAGCCUCAAGAGGGAGAUUGUCGGGUGUGCCAGCCUCACACUUUGUGGGAGUGGACACCUUCCUGCAGACCUACUCUCAUGAGAUCUCUCUUACCACGGACUCCCGGAAAAGCCAUUUGAUCUUCCCGCAGCCCAACUAUGCGGAUAUGCUCAUUAGCGAAGACAGUGGUGAGAAACAAGAGCCUCUCCUGGUGUCAGAUAAGAUAAACCCAAGCAAGGAGGAGCCUGGAGCCAUUCAGGUCAGUUUUCUUGUAGUAUGGAUGAGCUCAUUAUCCAUACAAUCGAGAGCAGAUCUGUGGCCAGAAGGCAACGUGCUUCUAGUGGCCGAGAAACCUUUAAACUUCUUCCACGUCACCGUGCUGAUCCAGGACCUCAACCACACGCCCAUCUUCAGCGACAACAGCACCAAACUUGCAAGGCCGGCCGGAGCCACCUUCGCGCUGGAGUGGGCACACGAAGAGGAGGAGCCAGAUGGCAGCAGUUACCCAGAGCGGGUGCAGACGGUGCCCCUGGACAGGGAGAGGCAGGCUCACCACCACCUGGUCCUCAAAGCCAUGGACUGGGGUGCACCACCCAGGAGUAAUGCAACCCCGGUCCAGCUCAUGGUGGCCGACGCCAACGGUAACCCACCGAGCUUCACCCUGCACGUGUACUCAGCGAGCGUCCGGGAGAACCUGCCUGCCAACUCAGCGCUGCUGAGAGUAAUAGCCAAGGACACGGAUGAGGGCGGCAAUGCCCAGAUCACCUACCCCUUCAUCAAUGUUGGCGAGGCGGCCAGACAGUUGUUCAGGCUGGGUAUACUACGCUCGGACUCUAAGCGUCGCUGUUCACUAACUCGGACAAAAGAAGCCCAGGGAACUCGGAUUUCUGCAUCCAGCCAGCAAAGCCGAUCUGCCACCUACGUCCGGAGGAUGUUUGGUCUUGAAACUCUUUGCAUCAGGUCUUUGCUGAUUUGGGAAUCCUGA
Ochotona curzoniae (black-lipped pika) is the source of this 3138-nucleotide messenger RNA. Its product is annotated as protocadherin gamma-A5-like. The transcript is spliced from 4 exons. Gene Ontology annotation, molecular function: calcium ion binding. The record is from RefSeq and is a predicted model, not a curated record. Gene Ontology annotation, biological process: homophilic cell-cell adhesion. Gene Ontology annotation, cellular component: plasma membrane. Lineage: Eukaryota; Metazoa; Chordata; Mammalia; Lagomorpha; Ochotonidae. The coding region runs from base 1 to 3138 and encodes 1045 amino acids.